Myripristis murdjan (pinecone soldierfish) is the source of this 3750-nucleotide messenger RNA. RefSeq names its product kelch-like family member 26 (gene klhl26). Gene Ontology annotation, molecular function: protein binding. The transcript has 3 exons. The record is from RefSeq and is a predicted model, not a curated record. Bases 229 to 2043 code for a protein of 604 amino acids. Lineage: Eukaryota; Metazoa; Chordata; Actinopteri; Holocentriformes; Holocentridae.
GCGAACAGAAACUGCCAGUGCAAUGAAAGUAUCGCGUAGCCGGUGGAGAGAGAGGUCAUCGUUUUCACCACAGGACUGACAGCCUCCAGACCUGAGCCCUGCUCCUCUGGCUGUCCUAACAGCCAGGUUGGAUGUUUUUAGUCGUAGACCAUGAAUGGGCCAGUUACGCCGCUGACCUUCCGCUAAUUCGUCUGAAAAUGCUCCAUGCGUGUUGCAGAGUGCUAGAAGAUGGCGGAGUCGGAUGGUGGGGAUUUUGCUUCGAGACAUCCGCAGAACAGUAUGGCUAACAAGAAUAGCACCCUGCGCUGUACGUUCUCAGCUCCGAGCCACAGCACCACCCUCCUCCAGGGCUUGUCCUUCCUGCGAGCUCAGGGCCAGCUGCUAGACGUGGUGCUUGCCAUCAACGAGGAGCGCUUCCAGGUCCACAAAGCGGUGCUGGCCUCCUGCAGUGACUACUUCAGAGCAAUGUUUACUGGAGGUAUGAGGGAGUCAAACCAGGAUACAAUUGAGCUGAAGGGCUUGUCGGCCCGUGGCCUGAAACAUAUCAUUGACUUUGCCUACAGUGCAGAAGUCACUCUAGACCUGGACUGCAUUCAAGAUGUCCUUGGGGCGGCUGUCUUUCUCCAGAUGGUCCCUGUUGUGGAGCUCUGCGAGGAGUUCCUCAAGUCAGCGAUGAGUGUGGAGACCUGCCUGAACAUUGGCCAGAUGGCCACCACCUUCAACCUGUCUUCCCUCAAGGAGUCAGUGGAUGCCUUCACCUUCCGCCACUUCCUUCAAAUUGCCGAGGAGGAAGACUUCCUGCACAUCCCCAUGGAGCGUCUGGUCUUCUUCCUGCAGAGCAACAAGCUGAAGAACUGUAGCGAGAUCGACCUGUUUCACGCCGCCAUCCGAUGGCUUCAAUAUGAUGAAUCCCGCCGGGCCCAAGCCAAUGGCGUGCUCUGCCACGUGCGCUUCCCGCUCAUGCGCUCCUCUGAGUUGGUGGACAGCGUGCAGACAGUGGACAUCAUGGUGGAGGAUGUGCUGUGCCGGCAGUAUCUCCUGGAGGCCUUCAAUUACCAGAUCCUGCCAUUCCGACAGCAUGAGAUGCAGUCCCCGCGGACGGUCAUCCGGUCUGACGUCACGUCGCUCAUCACUUUCGGCGGGACGCCCUACACCGACAAUGACCGCACUGUAAGCACCAAGGUGUACUAUCUCCCCGAUGUUGCCUCUCGCCAGUUCAAAGAGCUGACUGAGAUGGAGGCAGGCUGCAGUCACGCUUGCGUCGCAGUCCUCGAUAACUUUGUGUACGUGGUCGGCGGACAGCAUUUACAGUACCGCAGUGGCGAGGGGGCAGUGGACAGCUGCUUCCGUUACGAUCCGCACCUGAGCCAGUGGUUACGCAUCCAGCCUAUGCAGGAGGGGCGCAUUCAGUUUCAGCUUAAUGUGCUGCACGGACAGCUCUAUGCCACUGGAGGGCGCAAUCGAUCUGGCAGCCUGUCAUCUGUGGAGUGCUACUGCCCCAAAAAGAACGAAUGGACUUACGUGGAACCAUUAAAACGCAGAAUCUGGGGCCAUGCAGGCACUCCCUGUGGAGACAAGCUGUACGUCUCGGGGGGAUACGGCGUCUCGCUGGAUGAUAAGAAAACUCUUCACUGCUACGACCCGGUGUCUGACCAGUGGGAUUUCAGAGCUCCCAUGAACGAACCCAGAGUGCUCCACGCCAUGAUCAGCACCAAGGAACGGGUUUACGCCCUGGGUGGUCGCAUGGACCAUGUAGACCGCUGUUUUGACGUGCUAGCAGUAGAGUAUUAUGUUCCAGAGAAUGACCAGUGGACCACCGUCAGUCCCAUGCGGGCCGGGCAGUCCGAGGCAGGCUGCUGCUUGCUGGACAAAAAGAUCUACAUCGUCGGUGGAUACAACUGGCACCUGAACAAUGUCACAAGCAUUGUGCAGGUGUACAACACCGAGACAGAUGAGUGGGAGAGGGAUUUGCACUUCCCAGAGUCCUUUGCAGGAAUUGCUUGUACACCAAUUAUACUUCCACAAACCACCACGCAGCACUGACCAUGUGACCUGCCAACUGUGACAGUUUGAUUCUGCGUGCUCUUGCUGCUGUCUGUUGGGUCAAUACAAGGUGUGAACAUUGUAUAAGCUAUUGUUGUCUUUGGUUGUGUGUGUGUGUGUGUGUGUGUGUGUGUGUGUGUGUGUGUUUGUGUUCAUUUGACUUUUGACUGAAAAGCAAUUGAACAAUAUUACUCUAUACAGUGUAUUAUUUCCCUGUCCUUCCUGUGGCUGAGGUUUGUGUAAUGAGUGAUACAGCAUUGUAAUCUUUGAUUUGUAUUCAGAGGGUAAGCUGUUUGGAUUUUAAAUGUAUCUUUUAAGUGAAUAAUUAUCUUCAAAUCUUCAAACUUCAUAAGUCCUCGUUUAUAUGAUGGCCAAUAGGAUUUAUCUUACACUUGCACAAAUGAUCUAGCCAUGGGCAAUUGAGUCAGUAAAACUUGAGGGUUCCAUUUCAACACACUGUAUGUCCAUGUCUUAUGUUCAUACUUUUCUAGGUGUGAAUUAUGAACGAUCCAGGCUUUGUAUGUGUUUUAAUUUUACCAUCCAAGGGCUUACAUUACCUGCUUCAUUCUUGCUGAAAAGCAAGAACUGGUCUUUGUUUGGGGAUUUUGUCAGAUUGGGGUCAUCCUGGAAUGAAACUCUCAGAUUCUCAAGUGUCUCAGUUCAAUUUUGCUGUGCAAAGGCAUUAAGACUAGACUGUUUAAAUGUAGGACAUUUUGAUUGUACUGGAUUUUAACAGUUUGAAGUCCAUUUCUUUUUUAAAAUAGCUUUCUUUUUAUUACCAUGUAAGAUUUGGUUUGAUGUUAGUAUUUUACCAUUCAAGGACCCAAGAGCACAAAGGCUAAACAUCUUUUUGUUAUCCUUAAGUUUUAUUUAUCCUCCUCACACAUCGGUUUAUGGUAAUAGGUGCACAAGGGGAUGAAAUAUUCUUCACUUUGAUCUUGAUGGCGUUUGUCCAGUUUAUAUUUAAUUUUUUUUAAUUUUUUGGCUCCUUGACAUAGCCCCUGUGUGCUGUCAGCGGAAGCCCUCCUUAUAUUUUUAUUUUAUUUUAUUUGACUGCAUUGCUGCACUUUCUGAAGCAGUAUUGAUGACACAUGCAAUAUGCUGACUGAUUCUGCUGCUAAUGUCUUUGUACUACUUGGUAUGUCUGUGGGUUAGAGAUGAGCUUAAAAUUCCCAUUUUUCCUAUUUAUGUGAUGACUAGAAGUGUCCUCCUAUCUGCCUUAGUGUGUCUUCAUCAUGUUUUACCUGUACCAGUAAAAAGCACACUGUCAUUGAAGUGCAUUAUAAAGCAAACCACUGUAAUCAAACGGGAAUGUAGACUUUUGUGCAGCUUUAUGUGCAUCCUUUAUUAAAGGUGUUUCAUGUAUUAAAAAUACAGUGCAUGUGUUGUGUUGAUAGAAAAAAAUAAUGCUGGCUUCAAAAUAUUACAGGUUGUAAUACACAUCUCCACACUUUCCACCGUUUUGAUCAUUUUUUUCUUAGGCUUUCCAUGUUGUAUGUUUCUGAUACAGUUUCCUGUAUGCCUUUGAUGUUGGGGGAGCAUGUUAUGUAAAAAAAAAAAAAAAAAAAAAAAAAAAAAGACUGACAAUGUAAAGUGCAAAGUAACAACACUGCUGUCCAUUUGUGAAUCUUGAAUAUGCAUACAGUCUCCCAGUUUUGAUGAGGGUUUUCCCCUCCACCCUGUGCAAUAAAUACUUGCUUGUCUUUA